CAUUUUUGUUACCACUGUUUCAAUUCUUGGCUUCUUGUGGGAGGCGAGUAGAAGAGCUUCCCCCACGCACUUCCUUCUCCGACCCCCAAAUGCCAUACCUCCUCUUUCCUGCCUUCUCUUCUACCUUACCCUAGAAUCAACGACCGCAAGUUAGUGCCCAUACCUUGCAGGCAGCAAUAUAGUGAUGGUACCAUUCUUAGCUGUUUUGGCACCAAAAUCAGCAUUCAGCCAGCAGUGUUUCAGUCAUGUCUGUCCUUUUACCAUUCCACUCUGCUUUUCCAGAUUUUCCAAUCCCUUCACAACUGCUUGCACACGCCACCGCCUAUCAAUUCGGCAGCUCUCGCUUUGGGGAAGAUUGAUAUCCUAUGCCUCACCCCGUCCAAUUUUUUCUCCUUCAUAUUCGAUUCUUUUGUUUCUCUAUUCCCAUUUUCACCCAAACGCUUCGGCCAAUCCUCUGAUCCACUCUUGCCUCUUCUGCUUCCAGGCAUGAAUCACACCGUACUUUCGAAGUUGGCAUGGACGGACAAAGCUCCUACCCUCAAAUUACGUCUCCUCCAUACAUGGAUGGCUGGAAACCCGUACCAGUCAGAAGGCUUCUCAGAAUACUAACGCUUUCGACAGGCUAAUUGGUGACCUCUAUCCGUUGUUGGUUUCUUCUACCCGACACUUAUACCUGCCCAUUAUUAUUUUGAUGUUUCCUCUUCUUUUCCUAGGGGGUGCUGGGACUGACAUUGACACAUCUCGCGGCCCAGCUCAAAGAAGUUCUUGCUGUUCGGAAUCAAACAGUUCUCCCAGUGUGAGUCCAGAAAAGGUUCGGCACCCUGCUCCAGUGGUGUCUCCUCCAUUUUACUUCAAACCCUUCCUUUGUCCCCUCGGAUGAUGAGGACUCGAGCUAUUGUCCUGAUAGCUUUCAGUUCCGCCAAUUGAGGACCUACCCGACAUCGCUCCUCGACUUGACAAUUAAUUGGUUUGUCUUCGGUCCUUUCCUUUGAGCUUAUUCGAGUUUGGACUUGCCUAAUAAACCAAAUCCUUUUUGUAUAUGUUGUUGGUAGGUUGGUAUCUACAAUGCCUGUCACCUGUUUCCAGAAACAACGGAUAGUGAUUCACUCCUACUGAUUCAACACAGAGAAAGUUCAAGCCAAAAUUCAGGUUGGUUCCUUUCACUCACAAAGUUAUGUAAGCCUAACUUAGUCAACUGUUACUGAGUCUUAGGCAAAAGGAAGCAGUACACUGAAAUGUGUUCUUGCUGCCAAUCCUUUUAGCAGCCUUUCAAGGACAACAUUGUACUGAGAGGUAAGCUGGUUUUAUGAGUAAUCACUGUCCAUACACAACAUAACAUUUGUUGAUUAUUGAUUGUCCAACGUUGCUACUUCACAGCUUUUUUGUGCUUACAAAAUGUAGUUAUAGUGGUCUUUGAUUGAAAUUAUUUGUAUUGAGAUGUGAAAACAGAUGCAUUCAUUUGAAGAAAAGGAAUCCAAAAGAAAAAGACACUUAAAGCUGCUGCAAAUGACAUUGAAAUCUUCACCAUUAGUGAACUGAGUCUCUUAUUUUCCAUAUGAAACGUUGCAUUUGGGAAGGAGUACACUCUUGCCAUAUCCGAAGUUCUUUAGUUCGCAGAGUAGUCUGUGAUCAUGCUUGCAUAUUGUUUCCCUGGUAACAGUUGAAGAGGGUAUUUUUAAAGUGAAGCGAGUUGCUUGAGACACUGAACUUGGUGAGAGGAUUUUGACAGCAGAUUGGCCAACCACUUCGACUAGGAGUUCACGAGGAGUCUUCCUAUAAUCUCUUUGCUUUUUUCUUGACUGAGAUAUCAUCCAAUUUUGGAUUAACUUCUUGAAUUGUACAUGUACAUGGGCACUGGGCCGUGCUUUGGCCGGCACGACACGGGCACGCUUCGGGCCCAUUUAUUUCAUGUCGUGCUUGGCACGACCCGUCAAUUUUCGUGCCGUGCCGUGCAAGCCCAUUUGUCAACUUUGCUAGGCCCGGCCCAGGCCCGGGCAUAGUUCGAAUCGUGCCGUGCCUAUUCGUGUCAUGCUCGUAUUCGUGUUUAAUGAAAAGGAUAAAAACAAAAGAGAGAAUGAAAAAGAAGGUGAAAAUUGGACGGGGGAAGAUAGUAUUAAACGAUCAACAGUAUCAUUUAUAGCCCAAAAGUAAAACUGCAAGCCCCAUUCAAAUUUUCCUGCCCGUAGAGUGAAUGUAGGAACACAGCAUUUCGGCGGGAUUAAUGUAAAAAUCCCGCGUUUAGGAGUGAGAAGUAAAAUUGCAACCGCCGUUCUUCCUCCACCUUUUGUUUUUCAGAAAUCUCCUUCCUAUUCCUUUCACUUUCUUGCAUCAGAAAACUCCUUCGUUCUUCCUCUACCUUAUUGUUUUGCAGAAACCUCCUUCCUAUUCCAUUCAGUUUCUCGCAUCAGAAAUCUCCUCCCGUUCCCAAUUUUAAACAAAUAAAAAUCCCUAAUUAUAAGGAAAUCGACGACCCCACUCGCUGACGGAAGUCCUUGGGAGUGGGGAGAUCGCGAUCGGGAGUACAGCGGACGAUCUCGGCGGCGGAGAGGUUAUUGACGAGUGUGACUUUCAUCUCCGGCAGCCAACCUACCUUCAUCGCAGGUUCCAGAUUACCUCCAGAGAUUCGCUGCUAUCUUUUCUAUCGAUUGCUGCAGCAGACAGUGUACAAAUGUCGGACAAGAAUAACGAUGUCGACAUACGGACAGAAGAAACAAAACCACCGAGAGGAUAUUGAUGGUAACUACUGCCGACGUCACGAACCCUACUUAUUCUCUCUUCCCUACUGCAGCCUGUCCAUAAUCUGGCUCCAAAUCGCUCCAGCUACUCGCAUCCGUGGAGGGCGCCCCCAUCAUUCUCAGGCCAUCGAUUUUCCCCCUCUUUCUUAUUAGCUUAAAACUCAUAAUUGGUCUUUCUUUUGUUACCUUUGUAUGUGAUUAUCCCUUAAGUUUUGGAGAACUGGGUCUAGACUGUAUUGGUUUCUGAUGAAAUUGGAGGGGGGUAUUUGUAUCGAUUUGGAUGUGUGGUUUCAGUUUACUUUUCCGGUCAAACGCUUAAUGCUAAGUUCGCAAGUAAGAGUUGAUGAUCUGAUCUGGGUGAUUAGAGGGCAAAGAAGGGCAGAGUGGAGAAGUACAACAUUUUGCUGGACCUUGUCCUUAGUGUAGUUCACAAAUUAGAAGAAGGUCUUCCACAGACUCAUUUGUUUAGAGUUAAGGUUACAUUCUGUUGAUGAUUUAUAAAACGUUUGGUGUUUUGAAAAUCUAGAAUUUCAUUUAUCCUUGCUCAUUGGUGAACGUAGAGUUCGAGUUUGAUUAGUUUCUGAUGGUCGAGGAUUUUGGUUUCUGUACUAACAGUUCCAUUAUUUCCUCUUGGUGGCAGCUACAAAAUUAACCGGAACGGGUUCAUCAUCUAACAGAAGCACUAUUUCAUAUUGCCUCCACUUCUUGCAGAAUCAAAAGGUCAACUUCCAUCCUCCAUCUCACACCAUUUACUCUUGAACUCAGUAGGAAAAGAAACACAUAUGACUUGAUUUUAAGCAUGUCAUGCAUUUGGCUGCAAGUGUCAACUUAUGGGGUCUAUAAACACAUAUGACUUGGUUUCUGCUUGCCAUUCGAUAUGCAUUUGCUGUCGGUGAUGAAGAAAGCAUGAUAGGGAAGGAAAAGCCAACGUCAACCUGGCUGGGUAGUGGCGAUUCAGAUUUGAAGCAAGCACAUUUUGAUUCAUGUUGGUGAUUUCCACUUUUCUUUUGUUUUGCUAGAAGUAUAGUUUAUAAUGGUCGCUAGCAAUAUAGAAACACAUUCUGCUUAUAAUGGUUGCUAGCAUUAUAGGUUAUAUGCUUUGGUUUUGUUUGUAGCUAGGGAUUUAUGGUUUACCCAUUAGGUUUGCUUCUACAAUUUGUAGCCGAUCUACUAUGAUGUACCAGCAAGGGUAGUGGAACUACAGAUUUGGAGGUCUAGCGAAGUAUAAUGCAACAUACGUGAGAAUUGCUUCACUCUGGUUUUGACUCAGAUCAAAUUCGAAGGGGUGGACGCGAUUAGAGUGGAAGCUUCUUACACCAUGGAGAUGAGACUCACUGCUUUUAUUGCAUUCCAGUUGGGGAAUGCCAGUAACUAGGACCUUGAGCUCUCCCAUGCAGGUAACCAUUGAUGCUUGCCUUUUCUUCCUUUCGUAUUAAAACUUAUGCAAUCAUAAUGGAUUUGGCAUGUUGCUUAUACUUUCAUCUUAGUUGAUUGAGAUGGAUGGAAGUGCAUGUGAGUCUGGUCAGGAUGGUGAGAUUCUGCGCGGAAAAGGAUAAGAUGCUUAUCUAUGUGUUCAUGCCGAACAGAAGCUUGGACUUCCCACUUCUCAGAACUGGUAUAAUUUCUUUUCAUGGCUUCAUUGUUUUUUAAUUUCAGUAUGAUCUUAGGGGAUUUGUCGAUAUAAUAGAGCAAAGCUUUUCCCUUAAGUAUGGUGAUUUUGUCCAAGGUUUUGUUCUUAAAAAUUGCUAAUUGACAGGUGGUCUGAGUUGAAGUCUUCCUUGAUAUAUGUUUUUUAUAUUGUUGCUAAGGCAGAGUGUAUAAUUUGAUACUUAUGCACCACUUUGAAACAUAGAAAGCAAGAAUGGAUCUUUUCCCAUGCUUCCUUGGGAUCUGUUAACUGUGGUAUGUGAACUUCUGGUUAUUGGAUUGCCUGUUUUCGGCAUGGUUUCUUCAUAAUAGAUCGACUGGAAUCUCUACUUUCAUAGGUUGGGUUUUGUUUCAAAAUUCCCAUUUGUCUUCCUCCAACAAGACGAAGAUGUAUCAUUGUGUACAACUGGAGCUGAUUACUUUUUCUAAACCUAAUCUUUAGUAUAAUUAAUAGGCGACUACACUUAAGGGGUUCAGUAAAAAGUAGAAAGGUCUACCAUAAGUUCUCUACAGCCUAACCGAACACCGUCUGAUGGGUCCUACUCCUAUGUCAUUAUCUCAGCCUUAGAUUCUUUCCUUUCCACCUCCUCCCUAUUUCACCGAUUCCCCAACGUCGACUGGCUGGCGGCUAGGUAAGUCACCUCUCUUUUCCGGCCGAUUUCCGAUUGUUCCCCAAACCCUUCAGCAGUUCAGCCUCUCCAUCGACCCCCCUGGCAGUUAGGCAAGAGAGCUGGCCGGCGAAGAGCCCAGCCCCUCCGUCGAGUUCGGUGGGAUAAGGGCAGGUCUACAGCAAGUUCGGUGCACCCGGUUUACCCAUUCCUUUUCCUUUUCAAUCCCCAUCCCUUUUCUCCCCUCCGUCGAUCCCCUGGAGAUUAGAGAAGAUGGAUCGUCGUGGCUCAACCUUUCUGUCUAUCUCGACCGUUGAUUUGGGGCGCCCUUCUCACCUAUCGACUUCUCCUCAAUCUCAUCUUUCGAUGAUUGUCUGGCGGCUGCCCGAGUCUCCGUCUCCUUUCCAAAGCCCCUCAUCGAUUGUCGUUUCACCCUUCCCCUGCGGUGAUAGGCCUGGCGGCUGAACAAGAAGUCCGUCGGCUGUUUGUUUCCCCACGGCUCUUCCCCUGUAGGCUAGCCGAGUUUGGGACAACUACUUGCCGAUUGUAUUUGCUCCAAAAUCCUCUAUCGUGAGGCUGAAUCCGUAUUCGAUUUGAAUCCUUAUUUGAAGCCCGCUGGAAGCCAACAACUAAGACAAACAAUCUCUUUCCCUUCUUCCUCCAUGAACUCUCUAAUUUGGGUAUGCUUUUAUUUGGACGCCUGAUUUGAUUUCUUUCCAGAUUUUUCCUUUUAAUAGUUCGUGAUUCAACUCUGUUAUAUAAUUAAUUCCUUUUACGUAGGGGGGCAUGUUGUGAAAUGCAAAUUUUUGUUGUUUGAACAAAUGGUGGGGCAAUGUUCCAAGACCUGAGACGUACAUUUGAUUCCCAGACCCCCUUCCUUCUUAGUCAUUGCAAGUUGAUCACAUGCCAUGAUAGCCUUUGUUCUUCUGGAAUGAAUGCAUGUACUAGAAAUCUAGAACACAAUAUGGGUUGCUGGAAGUCCUUAAGAAGCUUGACGGUAAUGAAGACCAUUCAUAAUGGGGCUACUGAACUGAUUCACGGAGAAUUGAUGCUUUAAUUUAAUCGUAGAGACACAAAGUAUGUUUAUUCUAUUGAUCUAUGGGGCUACUGAGAAUUGCAUAUUUCAUUGGUUCCUUUUCUUUGAAUGACAGAAAUCAGGUUUGAAAUGCAGUUGAAAUUUCUGCUCUCCCCAAGCUAGAAGUUGACAAUGGUUUGAGAAUGGAUCUUGAUGAGAUUAAGUGCGAAAUAUUAUUUGUUAUAGUCAACAUAGACUACAACUGCAUCACUUCAGCUGCAGCCUGCAGAACCAAGCCCAAGACUUCUUCUUUCUUUCUCAGUUUCAACUGCAAAAAGGAUUUUCUGAUUGCAAAUUCUGUUGGGGGUGGAUUUGUUCAGGGAGAACUCCGGCCUGUUGUUGCUUUUUCUUCAUUCCUCAAUACGUCCUUGAUAUCAUGUUUUUGUUUUCAUUGUCAGUUCUGUUCAUUGCGCAAAAGGUGAAGCCAAUAGACACAAUUAGGGUUUAUUUUUCCUUUUUGAAGGGAUUCAUAUUGAUUAUCAAGUGAUGUAAAUUUUGAUGGUUGUACUAAGAGAACCAUAGUAAGAUAUUAUACGAUUCCACACUGUUCGAAACUGUGUCAUCAAAUGUAAACCCUUCCAUAUGCAGGAUUGGAACAGUUCACAUGUAAUCAAAUAUUUUUUUACUUAAUUGGUUGAUUACUUACGCGGUUGCUUAUUUUUCUCAAUUUGAGGAGGGGCAUGCUUCAAAUUUCACGAGUCUAAACGGCUUUCUUCUCACCAAUAGAUUUGUUGUUUGAAUCUAAACAUCUUCCUUGCCAAAACCAAGACCAGAUAACUAAAAACAAUAAUUAACUAGCUUUGGUUCUUCAUAUAAUUUACAAAAAACGGGAACAUAUGAGUAGAAAGAGGUGAGCUUGAUUAACAAAACAACAAAGGAAAAGGGGUGAUCGCCUAAUUGAAGAAGUUUUGCUAACCAUACUCAGUAGCAUGCCAAAACUAUCCUAAGUUUUUCUCCCAUUCUCUCAUAAGUCAAUAGGUACAACCCUCUCAUUGAAUCUAUUUAACUAAUUAUUUAGUAUCUAAUCCAUAAUUAUUAUGAUAUCUUGAAGAUUAACGAAUUUAAAACGUUCAUUUUAAUCCUCAACUCAAAUAAAGUAUGAUUACUCUUGAAUGCUAACUAAUUGAUAAAUGCUAAAUUUUCAAACAAUCCGCGGCAACGCGCGGGCCAUUUAUCUAGUAUUGUUUGAGAAAAGUAACAAAUAGGGGAGAAAAUAAAAAUGAAAGUAUAGCGAGUGUGAUUUGGCUUUGCUUAAUUCUUUGUCCAUUUUUCCUUAUGUUAGUAAUUACGUACAUAUCUUUAUAACACUUCUAACAACAACAAAUAAUUAUUUUUCUACUUGUGUUUUGUACUAUUUGAACCUAUAAUUCUUUUUAUACUUAUUUUCUAUCAAAUAAAUAUUAUUAUCGUGCCAUGUCCAUUCUUAUACUCAAUAAAGUCUCUAAAAUAUUAGGCCCGACACGGCCCACUUAUAUACUGUGUCGUGCCCGUGCCCAUGAAGUUUAGGCCCGGCACGGCCCAUAAAUUACUCAUGCUCGUGCUGGGCUGGUCCAUUUAUUUCGUGCUCGUGCUUGUGUUGUGCUCUAACCGUGCCAUGCCAUGCUAGCCUGUGGGUGGCACGACCCGGUGCCCACGUACAAUUGUACAUAGCUUUAUGCUCUGAUUAUUCACCUGUGCUUGCAGGGUAUAUAUACAUACAUACCAUGAUUCAAGCAAUUAGCAUAUCAGGUUGGAAGUUGAGUUUGUUUUGCCCCUCCAUCCUGGUUGCACAAUUGUUUGUUCUAUUCCUAUAAGUGUGUCUAAAAACAAAAACUUAUGAAAUAGCCUAUGUUCAUUCAAUUUGUAUUCUUGAUUCUUUUCUAAGGACUUCUAAAAUGCAUGAUACACCAGCGUUGUAUACCGUGGAAUAAAUAAUAUUAUUUAAU
Molecule: messenger RNA, 7990 nt
Organism: Linum trigynum
Lineage: Eukaryota; Viridiplantae; Streptophyta; Magnoliopsida; Malpighiales; Linaceae
Source: the annotation of a GenBank genome assembly